This is a messenger RNA of Vicugna pacos (alpaca), 461 nucleotides long. The record is from RefSeq and is a predicted model, not a curated record. NCBI's taxonomy places the organism in Eukaryota, Metazoa, Chordata, Mammalia, Artiodactyla, Camelidae.
CGUGUAUCUUCCCAGAUGAAGCUCCAGAUGGCCCAGGAACUUGUGAGGAAACAGAUGGAGGAAGCCUUAACUCAGGAGGCCAGUGUGGGGAAGAAGACUGUCAUUUGGAAGGAGAAAGUGGAAACACAGAGGCAGCGCUUCCGGUCGGAGUUUGAAAAAUACCGUGGCUUCCUGGCCCUGGAGGAGCAACUGCAGCUCAGGAGACUGGAGGAGGAAGAGAGAGCCACCCUACAGAGGCUGCGAGAGAGCAAGAACCGGCUGGCCCAGCAGAGCAGGGCUCUGAAGGAGCUGGCAGGGGAGCUGCAGGAAAGAAGCCAGCGCCCAGCGCUUGGUCUGGGGGAGGUGAGGCUGGGUACCUGGGAGGGGAGGGAGGGGCAGACCUGAGACCAAGGGGACAGACAGAUGAGCUUUCAGGGACAAAUCACUUCGGCUUUUAUGCUCUUCAGGAAAAUAGCACUCUA